Molecule: messenger RNA, 6524 nt
Organism: Caenorhabditis auriculariae
Lineage: Eukaryota; Metazoa; Nematoda; Chromadorea; Rhabditida; Rhabditidae
Source: the annotation of a GenBank genome assembly
AUGGACGACGUCGUGACGGAUCUUCUAAUCGUCAAAAAUGAUUCCAAUUUCACAGUUCCUACCGCCGCCGUACGUUUUCUGCAAUCUUAUAUUCGCAUUGGAAAGUACAAUGAAACGUAUCACAACUUAAACAUUUUGAAGCAGUUUUUUUUGGCUGACUCUAAAUUUUGAGCUGCUCCCCUUUUGAACGUCAAUAUACUAAUUAAAAAGCACCAGGGGUUCAUACUGAAAUAUUCAUCCAGAAGAGCAAAACAAAAAACAAGCGAACGAGGAUUUUUGCACUUGUCGUCCCUCGAGCGCUCGUUUUUUCACACUCCGAAGGCUCCGAGCGGAAAGUCCGCCAUAUCGAGAAAGUCAAGUGACUCACUUGAAAUACAUUUGCAAUUCUUUCUCCCAAUUACACUAAUAUGCGGCGACCGUUGUCUAAACUCGUUGCUCGGGGAACAAUUACUAAUUCUCGGUUGUUUUUGUAAUUCGCUCUUAAAGUUAUGAACGAUCUCACCUCUUUUCUCCAGCGCUCGGCGUCUUAUUUUCAAUUUUUUUUGAAAGAACGUUUUAAUUGUGUCCUUGCCUUUGAUAUUAAUAACAUUUUUUAAAUUCAUUAGGUUUUUUCUCAGAGAGGCGACAAUGGAUUAAUAAAAAAGGCACAUCGAUAAGAUAAAAUGCUGGAAAGUUUCAAGAAGUUUUUUUUUUCAUUUUAUUCACUUUCCUACUCUAUCCGUUAAUAAUAAAUCCAGUUUUUUUUUUCAAAUUUUCCACUCCCAGCGGCAUAAAACGGAAGUUACGAAAAAUAUCAGAGAAUAAAUUUUAUUAUUUGUCAUCCGACCUUCCUUGAAGUCUUUUUUUCAUGACCUUUAUAUUAUUCAGUUCAUUAAAAAAAUUUCUUUUUUUUGUCGUUUAUGACUCAAGAGAUAGGAAUGGCUCAACGCGCAACAAUUACUGUGUGAAGGAACUCGUCAAAGAGAAAAACUUUUUGGUCGGGGUCACGUAAAAGGUUCCAGCACGAAUCUCACGAAAUCGCAACGCGUUUAGCCAUUCUAAAUGCGGUGAGAGUGUCUCGGGCGGUCGCGUAUAAACUAAAAAAUAAGAACAACUUCAGGCGAUGUCCUGGAAUGCACUGCACGGCUUUUUGUUCAUUCUCAUCGUGCUCGUCGUCGUCGGCAACUCGCUGGUCAUCUUCGCAGUGAUUUUCGAUCAGAAGCUCCGCUCAGUCACGACAAACAAGUUCAUAGCGUCGUUGGCCGUGUCUGACUUGCUGGUCGGACUUGUCGUCAUGCCCCUCUCCCUACAUGACAAGGUCUGUUUGUUCGUUUGGAAGUGUCGAUCUCCUCAGAUCCACGAAGACACCUGGACUCUCGGCAUCUCCUGGUGUCAGUUUCACCUUGUUUCCGGCGUUUUUUCGACUACAGCCAGUAUUGUACAUUUAGUGGCCAUCAGCCUUGACAGGUGAUUUCUCUCAGAAGUUUUUAUACCAGAGUAAGCUCUAGAUAUUUCGCAAUAAUGUUCCCCACGGAGUACCAGCGACACUCUGUGAGCACGUCGACUGUUCCUUAUAUUGUGAUGAUUUGGUUGAUGGCGUUUGUUGUGAGCUCGACGUUGGUCAUGGAGCAAGACAUCGCCUUCGACUCUAUCUGUUGGAUCGCCAACCCUCAAUAUUUGGUACCUCUUAUGUGCUGCGGUUGAAGCGAAAUAGUAAUUCAAGGUUUUGUCUUCAUUUUUGUCCUUCUUCCUGCCCGGGGCUAUCGUAGUGUAUCUCUAUACGAAGAUUUUCAAAAAGUUGCGCAACCACCAGCUGUACAUGUUUGGGCAGAGUGCCCACAGAAACGGAGAUCGACGACUUUCUCUUCCACGAGUGAUUAUCGAAGAGGUACGACCGAGGCGGUGUAGCUGAACAAGAAGGCUUGUAGGUGAGGUCGCGUCGCGGCUCCAGAAUGUCGCAAACGGGCUCGCAGAGCGGCAGUCCAACUCGUCGGUCCAGCGGCGGCGGCAAAGAGCGCUCCCCAAGCCAGCCGGAUAUCCACAUCGUCGCAAAACCUCAGCAAAGGUUCAAAUUUAAAAAAAAAAGAAUGAAUUCGAUUUUGAGCUCUCCAGUUCAUUCGCGCAAUUAUAGAACAUAGAUUAGAACUUUAAAAAAAUUGUUUUUAUUAAAAUUUGAACUCUUCUAUAGGAAGUAUUUCAAUGGAUGACGUUUCCUUCGAUAUGUAGAAAUGUUUGUUAGCGUACAAAGCAGAUGGAGCCAACAGUUCUGAAAGACGAGAAGAUGUUUGACCGGAUGGAAGGAGAAUUUUCUGGGAGACGGCCGUUUAGCUCGGGUUCCAAUCGACGUUUUCCCAUGGGAAACGAUGAAGGAGAAUUGACGCUUGAAAAAAAGACCGAGGGGCACUUUAACCUCAUUUUUGGAAGUUUCUGAAAUAGAUAAGCCUCUUAGAAUCUACUGACGAAGAUUGAUUCUUUUCCGGUUUUUUAAAGCAUCUUCUCUCAAGUUUCGGCUAUUAGUUCAAAUAUCAUUUGAGAAUUUCCAACAAGUUAUAUCCGACAUCGAUAGAUUAUGCGAACUUGCCCCGACUUUCAUUUUUCUCUUCUUGGCCUUGUCUUGCGGGAGAGUUCUCAUCCACAUAUAUGGAUAUCAAAGAAAAAGGCCAAUGCCAAACGAAUACGAGAAAUAUUCAAUCUUUGAAUUAUUCAGUUCUGCCGGCUGAGGAAACUCUUCGACGCUAGGUGACGCAAAAAAUCGAGAGCUUUCAAUUAAAUGUUGCCCUCAGGGAACUCGAUCAAACGAGACCAAAUUGAAUUCUUAAGGUUUCAUUUGAUUCUUAGGUUUGCGUAAUUAAUUGUCGAGCAUUUUGCGAAAGAGUUUUUUUGGAAAUGUUUUUUUUUAUUAGAUCAAAAAGUGUUCUUAAGAACAAAAAAGUUGAUUUGAUUGCGUUAUCUGAACUUUCGAAGUUGACACUUGUUAGAAGCCUUUUUUGGGUCUGCAAAAAAGGAAAAGCGUUUGGCGGGUAUCUUGAGGUCGGUUGCCUCGGGCGACGUCUGCAGAUGAUUUCAUCGGGUUUGACAUGUCCAGCCUCUUGCAAUCUCAUCCGGAAGCCCUCGACGCGCGUCAUCGAGUGUCCUGCCUUCGGUGCAGCUCUUCAGCAAGGGGACCAUCAAACAUCGCAGAAGCCUCAAACUUUGUUCGAUUAAAAAAACAGGAAAAUUCCGUAAAGCUCGAAGUUUGAGAAUUUUUUAUCGUUUUUUUGCAUUUUCUUGCAGAUUUUCAGAGCAUUUGAGGAAUAUUAGAAUGUUUUUCUCACUGGUUCGUUGAAUAGUUUCAAUUCCGCCUCGCGAACGAAAAGGAGAAGCCCCGAUUCUGCGGCAUCUCUAUCCAAAAGUUUUUCGAAGUUUAUUUGGAGUCUAUAACAUGAAGAAAGGACGGUCCCUUCGCAUUCCGAAUCUUUUAGAAAGUUUGCCGAGUUGACUUUUAAUUUUUGAUUCAGUUUCCCUCAACAAAGUUUCAGAAGCGAUAGAAUGAUAGAAAAUGUAAAUAAAAAGGCUCACAGUUUCAUACAGAUUAGAUCAAAGCGGGCUGCUAAGCAAAGUCAACUAACAUCUCGUGUAAAGUGUUCACUCUAAGUGGGAGCUCUCAUUUCGAGGCUUUUUCCUAGAGCACGGUAUCCGGGUUCCAGCCACAAAAUUCGCUGUAUUCUGAGCUUUUCAAGGCGCACAUGGUGAAAAACGCACAAAAGAAUAAGGCGAAGAAACGUGAAGUUCUUUUUUCACAACAAAAGGAGCAAUUAAUUUAAAAGAUGUCAAAAAACGUACAGAUCUAUCUGAUCUAUCACUAUCUGACCAAAUUUUGGACUUAAGAUGGAGGUCGCCGACGAUUUGCGCAGAGACGUUGGCUCACGACCGGCUUCUGGCUUCGAAAAAACGCGUCUCGAUAGUGCCGGACCCGCCGUCGAUGGACGUCUCCGUGAACAUGGGCAGCGUGGACCAAAUGCGCGACGAGCAUCGAAACAACUUGUUCGUUCUGAACUGGACAAGCUUGGAAAGGCUGGUGUUGCAGACUGCGCGAGAAGGAGCUUCUGUUGAACAGCCAUGACGCUAGUGAACAGCAAAUGAAGAAGUUGAGCGAAGAAAGAAAAGUCAGGACUGUUUCUCGACCAUUUUCUCAGUUGGAAUUUUAUUUAAAAUCGGCUUCUUUUUCUAUACUUUUACUCAUUUCUGAGGAAGUCGUGGAGUUUGAAGAUAAAGUCAAUAUGACACGGAUUUUAAAAAAGCCCAAACAAGCGUUUUUUUUUUGGAGGGAAGCAUGGGUUUGAGCGCCGUUUUGAAAAUAAUUGAAAACAUUUAUUUAAGAAAAAUAGUUUUUCUUGUUGCUCAAAUAAAUAAAAAAAAGAGUUAUAAUCGGAAGCUGUAGUGUUUUCAGCAAAAAAUAACGCAAAAAAGACGGAUGAGCUCGCAAGAAAAUCCAAACGGAGUUCCAAUCAUGGCAGCUUUUCAAAAGGUUGCCCAAAGCUAUGAACUCGGAAAAAAAAGCGUUUCAGGCAUAUCAAGACGUUCGCGCUGGUCGCAGGAGAUCUGUGCAGGACUUUGAGUUUGGUAAGUAUCGAGAGUCUUUCAAAAGAUUGAGAGACUGCAGCUUACAACUUUCCACCUCACCAGCUGGCGACGGUAAAUGAUGAGGAGCUUCCAACGCCGCCUCCAAAAGGAGAUGUUUUGGAAGAGAAAGAGUCCGAAAAAGCUCACGAUCUGUCGGGGGGACACAAGCUUUCCACCGGUUCGAGUAUUGCCGAAACCGUCAUAGCAAUGGUAAGAGACGAAGAAGACUGAUUCGGAACUCUCGCAGCUUCCGAAGACCAACGCCACCUUGGCCAAGGACGAUUCGCACGAGGAUUCUGUCUCCACCGACGCCAGCCAGAAACCGCUGCUCCAGUCUCACAUCUUCACGAAAAAACAGCAAAAGUUUGUGGCUUUCAGUUUUUUACGGCACAGAGGAAAUGCAGACCAAGAUUCAAUAGAAAAUAUUUUAGUUGAAGUAUUGUUGAAAAGUUCACAAGGGGGUUAUUUAAGUACGCAGUUUGAAUAUUUCUAUGUUUGCUCAAACACAGCUCUAGAAAGUCAUCCCUCAGAGUCCUUCUUUCCGCAAACUUCUAGUUUUUCUAAGUAUGAAUUCGCAUUGAAGACAAAAUUAUAAAAAUAGACCUAAAAUCUAUAUUUCGCAAUUUUGAAAAUGCAUUACUUGAAGAGAUAUGAUUGUAGACUUGUUUUAGAACGGUUUUGAUGUAAUUUCUUUUUUUGAUAGUAUGCAGCUGCUCUCAAUUUUUACGUUCUAGGGUCUGAGAAAUGAGUUGAAUGUCUACUUGCGUCAGUUCUAUAUAUCUGACUUUUUAUUUUUCCUACGCCUUUGUAUCGCUUGAGCGGCAAGUCGAUUAGCCGAAGUCCUAUACUGAUAUGUGAUAAUCAGUGGACUGGCUCUAGUGUCAUAUCCCUUCUUGUGUGUGACGGCUGCGGAUCACGAAGUCGUGGUUUUCCAUUACCAACAUUUCUUAGACUCUUUGGUUGUGUCGCGGCGGGGAUCGAACUUGGAAUCCUACGGUGGAAAGGCACACAACCUGUUUUGCUACGGUGCGCCGCACUUCUAUUUAUUUGAAGUUUAUCAUAAUUCUUUUGUAAGAAUGAAGGUUGAUUUUUUUUCAUAAGUAAUGAGCAAGUCAUCUAUAAAACUUUCCUCACAAAGGUUAGAGUUGUGGAACAGGCUUUAUUAAGAGACAUUAAUAACGAAGUCGUAUUCCAUACAAGAAGGAGACGUCUAAUAUGUCCAUUUUUCCCCGUCAGGUACCACGCGUCGAUUCCAGCUCCAACGUUUUUGAUGGUGCCGGCGAUAAUGUCAGUGAACACACCUCCGUUGUCUCCCAACGUCAAAGAAACUUCAACUUCUACUCUUCUGCAGGUUCCGAAUGAAUCUCUAUCUCGGCAGAACCUCGAAGAACUGUUUUCUGAAUGAAAAGUGUUGAGGUGCCACGGCUUUUCGACUGUCCCUUCGCCGUGCUCGGUCCCCUCCAACAGCAGCCAUUCCUCGUACACCUCGGCGAGCGGCAGCAGCGACACCUAUCGCAGAAUAUCUAUGAACAGCUACGGCAGCAGUCUCACCGACGCCACGGAUUCAACUUACGAAAUAGACUCUCGGUUACUUUUUCUUUGGUACACAGACAAAGAAAAAUUCAAUGAAAUCUGAAACAGACAGCGCGAUCUUUACUUCGACCAUAUUUUUGAAAAAUACAUCAGCUACUCGAAUUUCUUAAAAAUUUCUUCUGAAGAUGCUUCCUUUUUCAGAAAACUGUUUUUGGGCUCACAAAUUUAUCUUAAAAUUGAAUAAAAGAUCGGAUUAUUUUGUUGAACGAGUUUUUUUUUUUGAGACGUUCUUCGGCGUGGUCGACACUGCGAGCGGCGGUUCUGGAGCGCAAUCACCAGAAGACGAAAGCGUCCGUCGACGUCACCGUCGAUCGAUCUGGCUCGCCGAGCAAGAAAAUGUCAACGAUUAG